Molecule: messenger RNA, 678 nt
Organism: Aspergillus novofumigatus IBT 16806
Lineage: Eukaryota; Fungi; Ascomycota; Eurotiomycetes; Eurotiales; Aspergillaceae
Exons: 1
Coding region: 155-622 (155 amino acids)
Source: RefSeq, a predicted model, not a curated record
CCCCAGACGCAGAUAAUUCCGGGGCUGGCCCCUUCACCCCGGCCCCAGCCAUGGAGCACCGUUGUCUCGACGCAGGGGGUGUAAGGGAGGAGGAGUAGGGAUUUCUGCAGCUAACCAGCCUCGUCUACACACUAAGGCACCGAACUGACUGCUUAUGACUUACAGUAUCCGUACUUUGUCCAUCAUCCAAGGUCUUGAUGCUGUUCGUUGCCGGGGUUGGCACUUGGCGGUUCUGUUUCGCAUUUUCAAUCGGGAAUCCAUAACCAAGGAUCUUCUCACGGUGCUAAGAACUGAAAUCCUCAUAAUUGUUCUCAAAGUCCAGCCCAUAUCGGUUCUACGUUUGAUCGCCAUUAUACAAUGGAUCGUGAUGUGGCAUCGUGCUACGGUGACUCCGUCUCAGAUGUUCUCGAAACAUGAUCUCAGAACUACCCAUGGUUGUUUCAUCCCAUCCCGUUGGGGAGCCUUGUCACUCGCUCUCCUUGACCCCUUCUGCUUGUUUCAAAUCCCGAGCCCUGACGAUGACAGCCUUAAGAACGCCACGGUACUCCACCUUGCAGAUGCCACAUUGUUUAGGCCUACCCUAUCAUGGAUCAACCCUGUAUCUACAGAGUACGCUUUGUAAGGAUUCAUGAACCGUUCGUAUCAGAUUCACUCCAUAGAGAACGGUAAGGUUCUCUG